AUGAGUGUUCUAGUGCAAGACACAAACACUUAUUCGCCGGUUGAUUAUGAUCCUACAGCCCGGGUCUUAAGAAAAGUGACAAAGCUCAUUAAUGAAAAUAAAGCGAUCUUGCCAAAUAAACGCUUAAUUCCCUCAUGUACUCAGGCACCAAAAUUGUACGGACUGCCGAAAAUUCAUAAGGAAGGGUAUCCUAUGCGACCGAUAGUGAGCCAAAUAAAUGCUCCGUGUUACAAUUUAGCAAAGCAUUUAGUUGAAGUUUUCAAACCAUUAAUUGGGUCGACAGAACACCACGUAAAGGACUCUUCACACUUUGUGUCGAUUCUCGGUAGCUUAAGACUCGAAGAGGAUGAAGUAAUGGUGAGCUUUGACGUCACAUCACUUUUUACAAAUGUACCUGUGCAGGAGGUGCUGACUGUUAUCAGGGAACGUUUACCAUCUACCAGCAUCAACGACAACUACAUGCCGCUCCUGGAGUACUGUCUAUCCUCGGGCUAUUUUUGUUUCAAUAAAAAGUUCUAUUUACAAGUGGACGGGGUUGCCAUGGGUUUACCUUUAGCACCCCUUGUCGCAGAUUUGUGGAUGGAAUAUUUUGAAACAAAAGCCCUAAAUGAUUUUCUAGAGAAACCCAAAAUAUGGUUGAGGUAUGUGGAUAACACGUUCUGCAUCCUCAAAAAGUCAAAUAUUGUGAGUUUCUUCGAACAUCUGAACUCUCAACAUCCAAAAAUUAGUUUCACCAUGGAGAAAGAAAAAGACAAUUCCAUUGCAUUUUUGGAUGUGAAAGUCAUUAGGAAAAUAAAUGGUACAUUAGGGCACACAGUAUAUAGGAAAGAAACGCACACUAACAGAUACCUACAUGCAACAUCGCACCACCACCCAGCGAAUUUAAGGUCUGUGGUUUCGACACUAGUUCAGCGCGCUCACAGAAUUUGUGACGAAGAACAUCUGACGGCUGAGCUAAAUUUGGUGGACAAUGUUCUCCAGGCGAAUGGAUAUUCGAAGAAACAAAGAACGUGGAAACCAAAGGUGUCACAGGAGAGGGAAGAAAGCAACCUGGACAAAAAAGCUUUCUUACCAUAUGUCAAGGGGGUGACAGAUAGAGUUGGCAAGGUAUUAAAAAGAUAUAUAGUAAAAUCCAUAUUUAUGCCACCAAAAAAGAUAAAAAACUAUCUCCAGUCACCAAAGGACCAAUUUCCUUUGCAAACACCAGGCAUGUAUGCUGUUCCUUGUAGCUGUGGGUCGUGUUACGUUGGACAAACACAAAGAAGCAUUGCCACUCGCUUAAAAGAGCACAUAAGUGCGGUUAGCAAAAGCCAACGGGAAAAAUCGGCAAUUUGCGAGCACUUAUUGGACAAUCCAGACGAACACCACUGGAUACACUUCGACCAAGCGAAGGUGUUAGCUCAAGAGUCGCACUACAUUCCACGGCUGGUACGCGAGGCGAUUGAAAUAAAACGCCACAAAAACUUCAAUCGUGACGAUAGUUUUAAACUUUCGCGUUCGUGGGAUACCGUCAUCAACACCUCACGGUCAUCCCAAGUUGAAGUGAUAACACCCCGUGAUGUAGUGACCAUUGUUUGCUCCCAACAAAUUCAAACUCAAGAAGAACCCCAACAACAACAACAACAACCAGAGUUAGAACGGCCUACACACAAAUACAACUUGCGGAGCCGAUCUAACCAACUUUAACAUUUUAUGGCAGUUUCCCGGUGACCACGCUCAAUGAAAUUUGAUGCGAAACGUUCGGGGUGAGUACAAAAGUACUUUCUUUGUUUAUAAAAAACGCGGC
Episyrphus balteatus (marmalade hoverfly) is the source of this 1786-nucleotide messenger RNA. RefSeq lists its product as uncharacterized. The transcript has a single exon. Lineage: Eukaryota; Metazoa; Arthropoda; Insecta; Diptera; Syrphidae. The coding region runs from base 1 to 1686 and encodes 561 amino acids. The record is from RefSeq and is a predicted model, not a curated record.